AUGGCACUCGUCCAGCGCGUGUGUGCCAUCGCUGUGGUGGGCUAUGUGCCGGACUACCGCUUCAACUCCAUUGACUGGAGAAAGGCGGUGGCGCGGACGACGCAUUUGAUCCUUUUCUCGGUGGAGCCCAAGGUGGACGGCUUGCAGAACCUGGAUACGAUCCGCGGCAUCUUGCGACCGCCGCUGGGCGUGGUCGGUCGCCCUAGAGCAAGCAGGUGCUGA
This is a messenger RNA of Durusdinium trenchii, 222 nucleotides long. Lineage: Eukaryota; Dinophyceae; Suessiales; Symbiodiniaceae. The record is from the annotation of a GenBank genome assembly.